Molecule: messenger RNA, 4817 nt
Organism: Mizuhopecten yessoensis (Yesso scallop)
Lineage: Eukaryota; Metazoa; Mollusca; Bivalvia; Pectinida; Pectinidae
Exons: 2
Coding region: 129-2759 (876 amino acids)
Biological process (GO): regulation of apoptotic process
Molecular function (GO): protease binding; death domain binding
Source: RefSeq, a predicted model, not a curated record
UAUUAAUAAGUAUGGCUUCCAGUGUGGUUAGGCCUACCUUCUAUAGCCAGAUAAACAGACAUGAUCUGCCACUAUAGACAGAAGAUAUUGGUAUACAGACUAUCUUGUAUUUAAGGUAGCAAGUAGUCAUGGAAACUUUACAGCGACACAAUCUUCGACAAAACCACAUUACCUUGGUUGAUGACCUUGACCCCCGUGCUAUCAUAGACGAUUUGUUUGAAGAUGAAGUCCUGACUGAGAAUGAUUGUGACCGUAUCAAAGCUUGUAAUACAAGGAAAGAGCAAUGUCGUUUACUGCUUACAUUGCUCCCAACACGUGGUCCAGCAGCGUAUGGCUCGUUCCUGAAAUCUUUGACCGUGAACCACGACCAUUUGGCAAAUUUACUGAAAUGUUCGGUGCAGCAUAUGAAAAAAGGGAGUGAGUGUAGCCAGGUAGAAUAUGGCAACAUGCCGCCUGUGUAUUCGUAUAUAGCUGGUGACUCUAGGAAAUGCAGCGAAACAGAAACGCAAGUAGAUGCUGCUGACCUUAUUAAAGGUGAUCUUGUCGAAGCGUGUUCCAAAUGCAGUCCAGACAUUCCAAAAUUCGCGUUUCCGCAAUUAGAGGUCGUUAUCAAAAACAAUUGUUGUCUUAUUCUUGAAAAUGUAGAGGCGAAAGAUCUGUUAGACAUACAUUAUCAAGAGUAUGUGUUUGGAGACGAGGAGUGUGAAAGAAUCAAGAGCGGGAAAACACGUUCAGAAAGAUGCAUCAUCUUCAUUUCGGAACUGUCGAAGCGCACUAGUAAUAAGGUCAUGUCAGUAUUCACCAGAUCGUUAGAGAAAAAGUAUGGAUAUAUUAUCAAGGAAAUAAAGAAAACGUCAUUCUGUGCAACUAGUAACGUACUAUCAACACCAACCGUAGCCGACAUUCACCAACCAAUCGAUGCCGAAUUCCCGAGAUCAAUUGGCGAUGUCAUUAGACGACCAAUUCUCGCUGAGGUACUUCAUAGAGGAAUCACAGCUUGUGUGGCAUACCCUGGGAAGCUAAGCUCCUCCGUUGAUUGUCAACCUCAGUCUUUACAUUUCAAUGACAAACAGCUUGAAAGCAUCAAUUCCACUCAGUAUGGAGAUACGCUAGCCGAUGACGACAAUCAUUCUUUACCUAAGGAGCAAACAAGUCCUUUUGAUCGAUUCAAAUCACUCACAAACGUAUCACCACCUAAAUCAUCCUUCAAAUUCUCUCAGGAACGUCACAAGGAUUCUGAAGACGUAGAAUGGAUGGUACGACGAAAUCGUCAUUUGAAAAGGGAGCGCAAGUUGUUUGACAGAAGGUCCCAACAAGUGUUUCCUGGAUAUGAAGACAACGUUCCUGAUAACAGAUUGCAUGGUUCCUGUCCAACAGUGCUCGUUAACGAGACAAAAACUAACGUAUGCCUCCAAAAACAGUCUUUCGAAACAGAUUGGAAAGAGGAGGAAACCGAUGAAACACACGCGGCAUUGGUUGGUGAUGUAGACAAUGCACCGUGUCGACGUAAACGCGAACAAAUACGCAGCGUCUCCGAACAUCAGCCGUCCACUUCUAAAAGUCUUCGCACCGACUUCUUCUCCAAUAAAGGGACAGAAAACAUUCAAAUGGACAAUAAAUUGUCCGAUAACGUAUAUCCUAUCACUACCAAUUCCUAUAAUUGCCGUAGAAAAGCAUCGGAAAGUCCAAAACAGCAAUCAGAAUCCGAAAAACGGCGAGAUUUACCGAACCUAUCUAAUCUGUCGGCGUUAACCUGCAACCCAGGAUCAAUGGAACCGCACGAGUUGAGGACAAGGCGUCUAGAGGUUGCGUUCAAUGCCCUCAGCACAAUGAUCAAUCAAGGUCAUUUCGAGAAGUUUGAAAGGUUUUCAGUGAACAUCAAGCUCAAGUACGUCCACGACUUCGACAUGAUGUGCAUAUUAGACUACCUCCACGCCAGUCGUGAUCUUUUCAUCGCUGACGUAGACUCUGCCAAAAAACACAUCAACACAGGCUUACAACGAGUUGCAAAGACGAGCAAUCCAAAAUACUUCACACUUGAACUGUUCUCGGCGCAAACGAGAAUGUACCUAUCUCAAAAAAAGCUACAAAAACUUGAAAACACGCUCGCCGAUGCAAAGAUGAUUAUCGAAACAGAUCCUGUGGGAUGUUCCGGUAGAGCAGCGGGUUGGCUGUACAUGAAUGACGUAAGAGACAUUUCAUGUCAACUAGUCAUGCUCAACGUUCACCGACCCAAUUACACUGCUGUAUACAAGUAUCUUCAUGGUAAAGCCGUGAACAGUUGUAAAAGGGCUCUGGACAAUUUCAAUCGUGACGGAGGAAAGGACGGGCCAUUUGGAAUCGGGUUUGCGUUAUGUCGUUUAGCAAUUCUGUUAUUAAGGUGUGGGGAUAACGGGCUAACGAUGGACGUGCAACAACCAGACAUUGAUGAUAUAGAAAUGGCGGGAAACUACCUCCGCCAGUUAGAGGACUCUGAUAUCGCCAUACCAAAGAUCCUGGAGGUUCACUACCUUAUUGCCAAGUGUGAUCUCCAGUACCGCAGGAGUAACUCGGUCAGGGCUCUAGAGCACGCAGAAGCGGCAUACAGACUCGCCACGGAAAUCAACAUGCUGGAAUUCACUGAACAUGCUCACAACAGAGGGGUUUUCCUAAGGUCAAUGCCUGUAUUUAGCAAGGCGGUGGGUGAAGAGGAAGUAUCACGGAUACUGUUUGAUGAUUCUGCCGACAGCUUCGAUGAAUCUGCUGAAGAAUACCCAUGAACAAUAUAGUAUGUUAUUGACAUUUUAGAAUUAAAUUAUGUCUCUGAGGGGCCGUAUACUGGUAUGGUCGUCCGUUAAACAUGUCGUUUCCAUGCACUAACUUUCCUACAUAUGAUGGAAUUUCAUGAUACUUAGUCAGCAUAUUUACCUUAGGCUAAUUUUAGACUAACAGAUUGUACACGUAUUCAUAUCUCAAUAGCACAUCCCUAAAUAUGAAACCUCAUAAGACAGACGCCAUGAAAGAUAGUUAUAUGUCUCUUUUCAUAGCUAAUUUGUAUGGCUAUCCAUGACUGUAGAAUUCUAUUUAUCAUACUUAUGUCACCAAGACGCCAAUGACCAACUGUUUUGAACACAUAAGGAAGGGUGAGUACAAUGUCCUAUAAGUAUGCGACCUUCUUUAUUCGUUCUUCCGUAGACGGGUCGUAUUAUGAUGUGACCUUGAUCUGUCUGUCUGUUUAACCUUUUUUUCACGUAAUAAUUUUCCAAAAUAUCGUUCGAUUUGAAUGAAAUUUGGCCAGCAACUUUAAUGUAUAAAGACUAAAGCACAUUACACUUUCAGUGAACUCUGUUCAUAGCUUAUGAACAUUUUUCUUCGGCUUGGUUCAUUCAUUUCACGCUCUAUGGAACUGUAGUGUUGAGACGUCAUACAUACAAGGUCAUAAAUCACGGUCACAAGUCAAACGACUAUCAUUGGAGCUAUUGUUAUAACUGUAUACAUGUGCACCAUGUCAAUCUUUAUCAACAUAUAAAUUCACUAAGCUCCGGGGUAUCCUUUGUAUACCAAAUUGUUUUGUCUCUGUAUCUGCCUUAUUAUGACUGCUGAUGAGCGCGUCGCGCGCCCUCAUGCUCUUGUUACGGGUUUGCUAUACAUACUAUAUGUAUUCCUAGAUUUAACAUGUCUACUUUUUAACUGAAGAAUACUCAAAAGAGGUAUACAUACUUUGUAUAUCUGUAAAAUGACAAUCAAUAUGUUUCGAAUGCAUAGCGUGUAAUAUGAUGGUUUGUUUUGUUAUUUUGUUUUGCUUUGAGAUAUAUAUUAUGAAUUUCUUUUGUUUGUUGAUUUUUUAACAUUUUUGAAGGAUAUGAGAGUGAAUUCCUGAUUGAAAAAAAAAACACAAAAAAACCCCAAUUAAAUGUCUAAUAUUGGAACAAAACAGAUACGAGUUCUGCAUAAAAACAAGGAAGCUAUACCCAAAUGUUUUGUCUUUGUAUCUGCCUUAUUAUGACUGCUGAUGAGCGCGUCGCGCGCCCUCAUGCUCUUGUUACGGGUUUGCCAUACAUACUACAUGUAUUCCUAGAUUUAACAUGUCUACUUUUUAACUAAAGAAUACUCAAAAGAGGUAUAAAUACUCGGUAUAUCUGUAAAAUGACAAUCAGUAUGUUUCGAAUGCAUAGCGUGUAAUAAGAUCGUUUGUUUUGCUUUGAUAUAUAUAUUAUGAAUUUCUUUUGUUUGUUGAUUUUUUUAACAUUUUUGAAGAAUAUGGGAGUGAAUUCCUGAUUAAAAAAAGCAAAAAAAACCCAAUAAAAUGUCUAAUAUUGGAACAAAGCAGAUACGAGUUCUGCAUAAAAACAAGGAAGCUCUCGUUUUUGUCCUAAGGCAAUCAUGUUCACGACAUUUUGCCCAUGAAUUGGUAUCUUUCAUUUUAUUGUCUCAUUUUUUUUCUCCUUUUUAAUUAAUAAGUUAUAUUAUACCAUGCCUGAAAGAUGCGUUCUCGCAGAAUGUCGAAAACUCAUAUGAACUUGAUUCCUAUAAGAUGUACCGUACAGUGCAUCAUAAUCGCUGUGGCAGCGUACUGUGUUAAACUCUUCAGGACUGCGGACUGCACGGUAAAGUGUAAGUUUUGAGCGGCAAACAUGGUCGAAGAUCUGAACAACAUGUAUAAACUUGUGUUUGCAUAAUGGAUGAAUGUCAAUGCAACAUUUUGAUAUGAAUACAUGACUUCCUCUUAUUACGUUUUUUCUGUCAAAAGGUUUGUUAUGCAUCUUUCUUUUAAUCAUUUUCACUAUGCAUAGAAUACAUUUUUAACAAACUUUUUACGAAAUGGCGGAACAGACAUU